Molecule: messenger RNA, 594 nt
Organism: Acanthosepion pharaonis
Lineage: Eukaryota; Metazoa; Mollusca; Cephalopoda; Sepiida; Sepiidae
Source: the annotation of a GenBank genome assembly
AUGCAACCACCAGAGAAACGGAAACAUUCUUCCUUCAUUCAGGAACAUCUUAUAGUCAUAGAUAGCUCAUCAAGUUCAGAAGAGAGUUCUCCUUGUACUUCAAGGAAAAAGUACAAGAAAACACUCACUCGCAGGUGGGAAUGGAGUGAUUUUGGUUUGAAAUAUAGGCAGAAACGGAGUGAAUACCCAGGAGUAGAAUUUAGUAUCAUGUCAUACAAUCUACUUGCUCAGGACCUUUUAGAAUCUCACCCUCAUCUUUAUGCUAACAGUAACUGGGAGGUUCUCCUAUGGGAAUAUCGGAGAGCUCGGCUACUUGAAGAAAUUGAUGAACACCUACCAGAUAUUAUGUGUCUCCAGGAAGUUCAAUGCAAUCAUUAUGAUGAGUUCUUAAAACCAAAAUUAGAGAAACGAGGUUACUUUGGAAUCUAUUGCAAAAAAUCUGGCAAUCAAUCUGAUGGUUGUGCGACAUUUUUCAAAGUGCUGAAAUUUGAACUGCUGAAUUUCCGUCAGUUCUAUAGAAAAAGUAACAAAGUUGCUGGUGGUGAAAAACAGGCUGCAACUAUUACAUUGAAAAUAUGGCAUUACACUCUGUAA